AAGAAUUAGUAAAACGGAAAGCAAACGGAUAAAACUAGAAUGCGAACCAUUUGCGACGUCUGCGACAGCGCCGCCGCGAUCAUAUUCUGCGCCGCCGACGAGGCUGCUCUCUGCCGUUCCUGCGACGAAAAGGUUCACAUGUGUAACAAGCUUGCCAACAGACAUGUCAGAGUUGGUUUAGCCGACCCCAGCAAUGUCCCACGCUGUGAUAUAUGUGAAAAUGCACCUGCUUUCUUUUACUGUGAAGUGGAUGGUAGUUCCCUUUGCCUGCAAUGUGAUAUGAUUGUACAUGUUGGAGGUAAAAGGACCCAUGGGAGGUAUCUCUUGUUGAGGCAGAGAGUUGAGUUUCCAGGGGAUAAGCCUGGUCGUUUGGAGGAACCAGGUUUACAACCGCUCAGUCCGGAUGAAGUAAGGAAGGAUCUGAAUCAGCAGUCAAAGCUUGCAGUGAGAGAGAACCGGCAAAACCGUGGAGUCUCUCAUGUUCCAUUGCUUGAUGAUAAUGCUAAGGGUGAUGGAGAGGUAGGAAAUGAGUUGAUUGAUCUAAAUGCCAGGCCACAACAGGUGCAGGGGCAAGCUUCGAUCAAUCAGGAGCAAGCCAUGGAUGUUUCGAGUGGCAAUAAUCAUGACUCUACAAGUGGGAUCCCUGGUGGAUCCUUCAAACAAGAGCCUGAAAAAUGAGCUAGAUAUAGCUGGAUCAGUUUUCUCACAUCUAUGUAUUUAUUGAGUAAAGCGCUUGCCUUUGUUAGAUAUGUCUUCCUUCCCCAUGGAUUAGUCUCUGUCUAUUCAAUUCCUUUACACAAAUGAAAACUUUUGAAGGUAACUUUUACCCAUGUACCAAAUCAACAUUCUUGCUUAACCGAAAAUAGUUGUGACAUAUAUGUUUGUUCGAAUUGCCAACUACACAUCCUUUGUGAAUGACCAUUCAUUUAAAUUUCUUGAACAUUAUUGCUGGUGAUUACAAUGACUAGUUGCCAUUAAAUUGUAAGUGGGAAAUCGAAGAGUAAUGGAGGGGAAAUUUUCACUUUUGAAAGGAAAAAUUCCCCUGCUUGUUUUUCCGGAAAAUUUCUUUUCUUUUUUGGUUCGAAUUUUGGGGCCGAAAGCAGAACAAGCAGUGGGAGACUAUGAAUCAUGUUGCUCUUACACCCCUUCUUAGUGGCAUCCAAUUUUACCUUUGUUUAACUUCCAUUAUGGCGUUUCUUCUACUUUUGCCACACUCCAAUAGCAGCUGAAUUUUUUUUGAUGGAAUCCAAUAAUAAGAUAUUCUCCAAGUAGAUCCGUCAAUGGAUUGGGUGCACUUAGGCACGUGUAAGUCUAUUUCAAUUUUUAUGCAUAAUGAUCCAUCCUCUUAAAGUUAAAAAUUCCUCGGAAAAUGGAUCGAUAAUUAAAAGAGAAUCUGUUUCUCUUAUAAUUUGAGCAAAUCAUUACAUGUCCAAUUCUUGAUUCAUUUUUGAACGGAUUUUUUUUAGUCCAACAUUUCCAAGCAGACAUCAUCGAGCAGGAUCGAGAAAUGGUAAUCCGGAAGUUAAUCAGAUCAGUUUACCCUAAUUUUUCGUUUAGUAUUUAUGAUGAUGCAUUUAUAAGUAAUCUCAUCAGCAAGAAGUUUAUUUAACAGUACAUUGCAAUCCAGAACAAAAAGUAGUCUCCAGAGCCUAUAAAACAUUCAACACAAAGGGAAAGAAACCAUAUCAUGAAAUCUCCAUCAUCUCAGCUAAAGCUUUGUUUGCAGCAGCUUAGUAGACGUAGCCCUUAACGAACAUUCCUUUCUUGGCCUCUUCUGAUUCUCCCUCGCCGGUGUAUUUCCCGAGCUGAGCGAGUGAGUUGGCUUUGGCACGGACAAGGAGCGUAUCCUGAGCAGCCUUAACGUUCUCGGGUCUGCCUC
This is a messenger RNA of Gossypium arboreum, 1879 nucleotides long. RefSeq names its product B-box zinc finger protein 19. Lineage: Eukaryota; Viridiplantae; Streptophyta; Magnoliopsida; Malvales; Malvaceae. The record is from RefSeq and is a predicted model, not a curated record. Gene Ontology annotation, biological process: regulation of DNA-templated transcription; photomorphogenesis. The transcript is spliced from 6 exons. The coding region runs from base 40 to 678 and encodes 212 amino acids. Gene Ontology annotation, molecular function: zinc ion binding. Gene Ontology annotation, cellular component: nucleus.